AUGCAGCAAGAGAGCAAACAGCUGAAUACUCGGAUGACUUUGAGAGUGACAAAGAGGGCAUGUUAAACGGUGUUGGAGAAGAAGUUAAUGAAAGUAAUUCAGGUGCUGGAAGCACUAAGAAAUCAGUUUCUGUUGAGAGUCCUCUCUCAGGUGAUGAUGCUUCACAAAACGCAGCAGAUUUGGAAAACGAAGCUGGUGAUGACUUGACUUUAUCCCCUCAUGAAAAGAAGCUUCAGCAAAUAAUGCUUUUAGAAAGUGAAAACAUACAGGAUGACAGAAAAGAUGGUGAAGAAGAAUGUUUGGAAGGUCAAAAUGAAGGUGAUGACAGAAAAAAUAAUGAAGAGUGUUCAGCUGCUGAAGAAGUACCAUGUGAUAAUAGUGAAAGUGACCACUGUAAUGACUUGCCUAUUCACGAACUACAGAAAAAAAGAAAUCAAGAGGAAAACAAACCAGUACCAAAGCCACGGGUGCACAAAACAAGAAAUACUUCAGCAUCAGCUGAGAAUAUCAGCAUUCCUUCAUUAGAUAGCUGUUAUAAACCAUCACCUCAACCAAGAACUAUGUUGAGAAAAAGUGGUCGUGUGGAAGAUAAUGAGCUUAAUAGGUCAGAAGGAAAAAUAACUUCUAGAAAUGGAUUUUCUCCGUUUUCGGCACCAUCAUCCCUAACUACUCUGAAUGCCCAAGCCACACCCAGGAAAAAACUGCUUGCCGAAAGCCCUGGUCCUGAAGGUCCAUGGCUAGAAAGUACUUCACCACCAUUUUCCAUUAAUUUUACUUCUCACAAUGAAAGAUCUGGAGAAUCUGAUUUACUGAUGUGUGGAGAAGCACCACCUGUGAAAGAUCAGAAGAUGAUCAGCACCAGUGACUUGAAACUGGAGGACAAUAGUAGAAAAUCCCCUUCUGUGAUAGAAGUAAUGAUGACCACAGUAUAUGAGAAAACAAAGAAAUUCGAGAAGUCAACAGAUGACAGUUCAGAUGAAACGGUGAAAAUAGUGGAAGGGCAAAUAGUAACUGAUACAAUACAGGAGGUAUCAGUGAAUGAUCAGUCUGAGCAUGGGGAGGCAAAGAACACUUCAAAGGACUCUGUCAAGAAACUAAGUGAAACAAAGGAGAGAGUUCUACAAAACCCGAAAGCUUCUUUGUCUGACAGGUCUCUGUCUUCUGUGCUCUUAAAGAAAAAGGUGAAAGCUGUUCCAUCAGGUACACCUGUUUCAUCUCAAUAUCUGGGAACACUAAAGGUGUUGGAGGAUAAACGCAUGCAGAAGAGCAGUACAGAAUUUGACAAAGCAGAUGGUUUACGAGCAGCUGUUUUCCAGAAUUGGUUGGAAAAGAAAAGGACCUUUCUACUGGAAUUAAAGAGAAUUGAAAAGAAGAAAGCUGAAAAUCUAAGGAGUAAUGCUGAAAAGGAAGAAGCUGUUAAAAGAGAGGAAGCAAUUGCAUCUUUUGAAGCCUGGAAAAAAAAGAAAGGAAGAGAAGCAAAGAAGUUAAGUGAAAAAAAGAAGCUUGAGGAACUUAAGAAAAAGAAAGCAGCAGAACAGAAUGAGGAGAAAACAGAAGCAGCACAGAAGGCAUUCGAAAAAUGGAAAGAAAGAAAAGCAGAAUAUUUAAGAGAGCAAAGCAGAAAGGAAAAACAGUCUGAAAGAAUCAGGAAGAAGAAAGAAGAGGAACUGGUUGCAGAGAAGAAGAGAGACAGCAUGUCAGCAGUUGAAAAAUGGAAUGAAAAAAAGGAAGAAUAUAUAAAACAGAAGAAAGUAGAAAAAAGCCUAGAGAGAAGAAAGCAAGAAAUACAACAGGCAAAGAAGGAAGAAAAAAAUAAAAAAGCUAUGGAGGAAUAUGAAAGAUGGCUGAAGAAAGAGAGGAGAGAGCAGCUUGAGAAGAAGCAAAAGAAGUUGCAGGCUGUCCGUGGGGAUGAAGUGCCUUCUCCCUGGAGUCCACCUGGCAAAGUCACAUACUCAAGGAAUUACUGAGCACUCUGUUGCCUUCUAUGAGAAAAGAUGAUCCACAAAGUUCUGACAAUGGCUAGUCAUUAUUUCAAUAACAGCUGAUUUUCACUGAAUCCAUUAUAGAUGUUGCAUCCUUUCUUUUUGGUUUAUUUGAUCUCUGCAGUUUAAAUAGAUCAGGUGUCCCUUUCUAUUGCUUUAGAAAACGUACUAAUUUUUGUAAUUCCACAUUUAACUUAGUUUUGCUAAAUCCUGUGUUACUUCGUUCCUUUUUGGUGAAAGUGUAUAUUCAGGAUACAUAAGGCUGGACUCUGGCAUUUUUUUCACCCAAUAAGUAGCAGAAUGGUUACUUUUAAGUUACUAGGCCACACUGCUGGGGAGUUAAGUCUGGAAGAAAUGCUUUGUGAAGGGCAGGAUGAUGGGCAAGGAGAUGUUGGCUCUCUUGUGAUAGAAAGAAGAGAAAAGGCUAAGCAGUAUGGUAGGGGGACGUCAUUUUGAUACACGAAGCUACACUCUGUAGCUAUGAUACACAAGCUACAGAGAACAUAACAUAAUUCUUAGAUUAUGUUACAUUGUGAAAUAUGAAAAUAGCUUUCAAGUUAAAACUGCAUCAAGCAGAAACAGGAUUUCAUGGGGCCAAAAACAGUCAGCCAUGUGAUGGUACAACAGAAUUAAAUUGGAAUCCAUAUAAUGUAAAAUGAUCCAGGACUAAGUAAGACUGUAGCUGUUAAUUCCAUUUCAGGUCUUCAUGUACAUUCCAUAGAUUUCCUGCUUCCUACAGGAAACAGUGGGUUGAGAGGCAUGUUUCGCUGUUCACACAAAAUCUUACAUAUAAACUGCAAGGGCAGAACGGUGGUGCUCUUAUGAGGCAACCUUAGACGGUGAAAAUUAUUUUUUUUGGAACUUAAUUUAAACGCUUCUGUGGUUGGUUUUACAUGAUCAAGUAAAUCCUUCCCAAACAUGUUUUCAUCAUUGCUAAUGAGCUAGUUGCUGUAGUAAAUUAUUUAAAAUGUCUUCUGUUUUUUCAUGGCUAUUUGCCUCACUAUUUUGGAAACAAUGGCAAGACUACGUGUCUUUAGAGAUCUUCAAAUCUCAUUUGCCUACUGUCUAAACUCAAGCUGUUACUUAUGUUUGUAUUUUCUUAUUUGAAUUUUAAUAAUCACUCCAGAUAAGAUUUGCUCCUCAAGUGUGUAUUCUUAAAAAAAAAAAAACAAAAACAUCACCAACCAAGAAGUAAAAACUAGUCUUUAAAUUAUAGCUGUAUUUUCUCAAAUGAGAAUCUUGCUCCUGUUUAGACUGACAGCCUCCUUGGGGAAGUCAAAGGAGCAUUUGAGAAGUAGACUUGCCUUUUUCACUUGAGUCCUAUGCUGUUCAUAAAUCACUGAGAUACUCAUUAGUUCUACUUUUCAUGUAACGCUAGGGCAUCUCUUCAGAAAAGAAAAACCACAAGACCGGCAAACAGAUUAAUUUCUU
Messenger RNA from Gymnogyps californianus (California condor), 3413 nucleotides. RefSeq names its product microtubule associated protein 9 (gene MAP9). Gene Ontology annotation, biological process: mitotic spindle assembly; mitotic cytokinesis; regulation of mitotic cytokinesis. The coding region runs from base 60 to 1967 and encodes 635 amino acids. Gene Ontology annotation, cellular component: astral microtubule. Lineage: Eukaryota; Metazoa; Chordata; Aves; Accipitriformes; Cathartidae. The record is from RefSeq and is a predicted model, not a curated record. The transcript has 12 exons. Gene Ontology annotation, molecular function: microtubule binding.